Lathyrus oleraceus (garden pea) is the source of this 2481-nucleotide messenger RNA. RefSeq names its product protein MALE DISCOVERER 2. NCBI's taxonomy places the organism in Eukaryota, Viridiplantae, Streptophyta, Magnoliopsida, Fabales, Fabaceae. Gene Ontology annotation, biological process: protein phosphorylation. The coding region runs from base 227 to 2299 and encodes 690 amino acids. The record is from RefSeq and is a predicted model, not a curated record. The transcript has 11 exons. Gene Ontology annotation, molecular function: ATP binding; protein binding; protein kinase activity.
UUGAGGGUAUUUGAGAGGAGGAUCUAUUGAGUAGAGUCUACAAGGUUAUGUCUUUGUUGAAUAUAUUGUAACAAAGAGAUAACAUUGUAAAAAUGAGGGAUCCUGAUAGUAUUUGAACCUCAACAACACCUUUGAUUUCUAUAAAGUUUUUUCUAGUUAGUGAUUUUCUUAUACCUGAAGGAUUUUUGCAUUGUCUUAAUCAAGCUGGCAUUGGCAUCACCAAGAAAUGGGAAUGAGAUGUAACACAUUUGGAUUUUGGUUUAGAAUUUGUAUUUGCUUUAUUUCUGUUUGGGGAAUUAGUGAGUGUUGGUCGCUUAAUGAUGAAGGAUUGGCUUUAUUGGAGUUUCGUGGAAGAAUAACUUGCGAUCCUCGUGUUUCUUUGGAGAAUUGGAAUCCAAAUGAUUAUGACCCUUGCAACUGGUUCGGGGUUUAUUGUGUCGACAGUAAAGUGCAGACUUUGGACCUAAGUGGUCUGUCCUUGGAAGGGACAUUGGCUCCUGAGCUUGGGAAACUUAGUCACUUAAAAUCACUCGUGUUAUGCAAUAAUAACUUUUCUGGUGACAUUCCUAAAGAGCUUGGAGAUUUAGCUGAGUUAGAGUUAUUAGAUUUAAGGGAGAAUAAUUUAUCAGGUUGCGUUCCAGCAGAACUUAGUAACAUGUUAUCCCUAAAACACUUGUUGCUUUGUGAUAACAAUAUAGAAGAAAGUGAUUUUCAAGACCAAGGAAAUUUCAGAUUAUUUUCUAAAUCACUACUUGAUGAUUGUUCAUCGCCUCUCGCGACAUUAUUUGCCUGCAUCAAUAGAAAGUUUGGUCACUGUGUGUGGCAUAGCAACGUCAAGCAAUGGAGCAAACCAGAUUCGUUGAUUAUUCCGAUUAAAGUAGCACUUCUGAAAUGCCUCGACGCCUUUUCGCUGCCACUGUUCAAGCAAGGCCAUGAAGAGAAGUAUUUUGAACCAGAAAUUGUGAUGAAUGUGCCAAAUUUGAUCAGUUAUGGGCGUCGUAGGUUACUUGAACGUUCGAGUAACCUUGCCGCUGCACCUUAUAAAGGCGAACCUGCAAAAGAUUUCAGUAAAACUCCAAUUAGCAUUAGUAGUGGAUCUUUUCCAGCUGUUCCACAAGCUAAAAAGAACAAAAAUCAGUCACAUACACCAUUGCCUGCUCCUUAUUCUCUUCCAAAUGAUGUAAUCCAUUCAAGUCAACAAAACAUCAAAAGAGAUGAAAAUUUGUGGAAGUAUAUACUUAUUAUCAUAGCUAUCGUCGUGAUUGUCGUUCUGAUCGUAGUUCUUCUUUGCAUAUGGACAAAACCAGCAGCUAAAAUAAUUAAACCUUGGAACACAGGCAUUAGUGGACAGUUGCAAAAAGCUUUUAUAACAGGUGUUCCUAAGUUGAAUAAAGUAGAAUUAGAGACAGCAUGUGAAGAUUUCAGCAAUAUUGUUAUUAGUUUUGAAACAUGCACUAUUUACAAAGGAACAUUGUCUAGUGGAGUUGAAAUUGCUGUUGUUUCUGGUCUCAUUAAUUCUCGAAAAGAUUGGAAUAAGAACAUGGAAUUGAACUAUAGAAAAAAGAUUGCGACAUUGUCCCGCAUUAACCAUAAGAACUUUAUUAAUCUUAUUGGAUAUUGUGAAGAAGAAGAACCAUUUGCAAGGAUGUUUGUAUUCGAAUACGCCCCAAAUGGAAGCCUAUUUGAGUACCUACAUGUUAAAGACGUCGAACGUCUUGAAUGGAGUGAAAGGAUAAGAAUUAUAAUGGGAACGGCUUAUUGUCUUACGUACAUGCACGGGUUAAAUCCACCAAUAUCUCAUACCAAAGUUGCUUCGAAUUUGAUCAUGUUGUCAGAUGAUUAUGCUGCAAAGCUUGCAGAGAUCACUUUUAGAACUAUUCUAGCACAACCUAGUUCAAGUAAAGGUGGUUCUUCAAGGAAAUCUGAGAUGCAACGGGAGCCUUUCGACACCAAUGUCUAUGAUUUCGGAAUAUUGUUGCUAGAAAUCAUUUCCGGGAAAUUGCCUCAUUCUGAAGAACAAGGAAGUCUUGUCAACUGGGCUUCUGAGUACUUAAAUGACAGAAGAAGCAUAACUUAUAUGAUUGAUCCAAGUCUGAAAUCAUUCAAAGAUAACGAACUCGACGUGAUCUGCGAGGUGAUUCAAGGGUGUAUUCAACCUGAACCAAAGUUAAGGCCAACAAUGAAAGACAUAACUUCUAGAUUAAGAGAAGUGGUUAAUGUAACACCUGAGCAAGCUUCUCCAAGGCUUUCACCACUAUGGUGGGCUGAACUUGAGAUAUUAUCAGUGGAGGCUACUUGAAGUCAGUUUCAAUCUUAUUACCAGAGUGGUAUAUUGAUUGAUAAUUGCUUAUUCAUAGCAAAAACUUUUUCUUAUUAUUGUUCUUUUGUAAUAAGAUUAUUCAUCAUUAAUACCUUAAUAAGCUACUUAUGUCCAACAGAAAUGCGUAUUAUGUUGUUGUUUUGCAAGAUCUUUGAUGUAAA